Molecule: messenger RNA, 2731 nt
Organism: Acomys russatus (golden spiny mouse)
Lineage: Eukaryota; Metazoa; Chordata; Mammalia; Rodentia; Muridae
Gene: Slc2a2
Product: solute carrier family 2 member 2
Exons: 11
Coding region: 113-1684 (523 amino acids)
Biological process (GO): D-glucose transmembrane transport
Cellular component (GO): brush border; membrane
Source: RefSeq, a predicted model, not a curated record
GCUGCUCCUCCUCCUCCAACAAUGUAUAACCAGCCGAGGACUCUGCCUGGUCAGCUACAAGUGCACAUUCAGACCAGGACCUGGAUGAAGACGACACCUCCCCACACACACAAUGGCAGGAGACAAGAUCACUGGGACCUUGGCUUUCACCGUCUUCACAGCUGUUCUGGGCUCCUUCCAGUUUGGAUAUGACAUUGGCGUGAUCAAUGCACCUCAAGAGGUAAUACUGUCCCAUUAUCGGCAUGUUUUGGGUGUUGAGCUAGAUGAUCGAAGAGCUCCUGGUAACUAUGCUGUGAACAGCACAGACACCCCACUCAUAGUCACACCAGCAUAUGGCACACCAGCGUCCUGGGAGGAAGACGAGCCUGCAGCAUCUGCUCACAUCGUCACUAUGCUCUGGUCUCUGUCUGUGUCCAGCUUCGCAGUGGGUGGAAUGGUCGCCUCUUUCUUUGGUGGGUGGCUAGGCGACAAGCUUGGAAGGAUCAAAGCUAUGUUGGCAGCAAACAGUCUCUCAUUGACUGGAGCCCUCUUGAUGGGGUGUUCCAAAUUCGGACCAUCACACAUCCUCAUCAUUGCUGGAAGAAGCGUAUCAGGACUGUACUGUGGGCUAAUUUCAGGACUGGUUCCUAUGUACAUUGGUGAGAUUGCUCCAACCACGCUCAGGGGUGCUCUGGGCACUCUUCACCAACUGGCCAUUGUCACAGGCAUUCUUAUUAGUCAGAUUGCGGGCCUGAGCUUUAUUCUGGGCAACCAGGAUCACUGGCACAUCCUACUCGGCCUCUCUGCCGUACCAGCUCUCCUGCAGUGUCUGCUGUUACUCUUCUGUCCAGAAAGCCCCAGAUACCUUUAUAUCAAGUUGGAAGAAGAAGUCAAAGCAAAGAAAAGCUUGAAGAGACUAAGAGGAACUGAGGAUGUCACUAAAGAUAUCAAUGAGAUGAAAAAGGAGAAAGAGGAGGCAUCGACUGAGCAGAAAGUCUCCGUGAUCCAGCUCUUCACAGAUUCCAAUUACCGGCAGCCCAUCGUUGUGGCGCUGAUGCUGCACAUGGCACAGCAGUUUUCUGGAAUCAAUGGCAUAUUCUACUAUUCAACCAGCAUUUUCCAGACGGCUGGGGUCAGCCAACCUGUGUACGCGACCAUUGGCGUUGGUGCCAUCAACAUGAUCUUCACUGCCGUCUCUGUGUUGCUUGUGGAGAGAGCCGGGCGGAGGUCCCUGUUUCUCGCUGGGAUGAUUGGCAUGUUUUUCUGCACCAUCUUUAUGUCAGUGGGACUCGUGCUGCUGGAUAAAUUCACUUGGAUGAGUUACGUGAGCAUGACCGCCAUCUUCCUUUUCGUCAGUUUCUUUGAGAUUGGGCCAGGUCCAAUCCCUUGGUUCAUGGUUGCUGAGUUUUUCAGCCAAGGACCGCGUCCCACUGCUCUGGCACUGGCUGCCUUCUGCAACUGGGUCUGCAAUUUCAUCAUAGCACUCUGCUUCCAGUACAUUGCGGACUUCUGUGGGCCUUACGUAUUCUUCCUCUUUGCCGGGGUGGUCCUGGCCUUCACGCUGUUUACAUUCUUUAAAGUUCCAGAAACCAAAGGAAAGUCUUUUGAGGAAAUCGCUGCAGAAUUCCGGAAGAAGAGUGGGUCAGCCCCACCCUGCAAGGCUGCUGUACAAAUGGAAUUCCUGCGGGCUUCAGAGACAGCGUGAGGAUGGCCUGCCUAAAGCCCAGGAACAGACACGAGGGGAAUCACAUGUUCCCCUCUUAACGGAUUCUUCACACGUGUACAUCUACACCCGAGAGUAUUGUUCCAUUCCUUUUGAAGAAUUCGUACAGACUCUGAUUAGAAAUGUUAACAAAUAUUACCAACGGAAGUAUUUUUUUUAACUUACAGCAUCUAUUUUUGAUGGCAAAGGCUGUUAUUUGCUACUCUACAGGGAAAGUGUGCUGUCAUCUUCUUAGUCCUGUUCGCUUUUGUCAAACUGAAAUUGAAGUGUUUUCGAUAUAUCGCUGCUUUUAAAGCAUGUGACUAAGAAACCUGAAGCUAUAACUGAUGUGUGUGUGUGUGUGUGUGUGUGUGUGUGUGUGUGUGUGAAUUUUUUUUAGCCCCAGAACGGAUGCUAAAUGACAUGGCUAAGGCCCACCAGGCUCACACUCAAACUGACUUUUCUGUUGUAAUUCAGCUUCUGUCGUAUGUAUUAAGAGCUUGUGUUUUGCUUUAAACUAUUUUUCUGAAUUUUUAUAUAGAAUAGCUGAGUAUGUUAAACUAUAUUUGUGAUAACAAACCUUUUUAUAGCUACCAAAAUCUCCCUACAGCAAGAGAAAACACGUUGGUUUCUUUGUUUGGUGCAUUUUGCAAGGUUUUCCUGUCCUCAGAGCCUAGACUAUCUGUUAAUAUUGGUGUCUAACCCACACUGCUCCCUCCCCUCCUCAGUCCCUCGUGUUAUACUUUGACUUAUUUUUAAAUUGCCCAUAGUGUUUUUGUCUGAGGUGGGAUAAGAUACACUAAGUCAGGCAUCUUGCAUAUGGCCUCCAAACUCUAAUAAACUGGAUCAAUCUCACAGGAAAAUCUGCAGUAAAAUGUUGCUUUGUUUGAAAAAAAUCUGUCAAAAUUUUUUAAAUUAUGGCAUCUCAAAAGAAGUUUACUCUCAGACCUCAUCAAAGCCCCUCUCCUCUUUAAUUUCUCUGGAAACACCUAGCAGGUUCCCUGACAUGUAACAGUCACCUUUCACCAGUUUCUCUUUGUCUUUACCACG